AGCCAGGCAGUGGCUGUGCCCUUUUGCUUCUGUCUUAGGGGAGGGUGGCUGACCCGCUAGCCCAGAACCAGACUCAUCUAGGAUUAGGAAGCUGGGGCCCAGCGUGGACAGCAGUUUCGGGGCCAGGUCUGCGGAUGGCUUUCUUUGGCAGAGCCUGUUCGGGGGCGGGGCCGCUUACCGCAGGCAUUUACCCGGCCCAGCGGGGCUCUGGGCGCCCACAACGCGGGUCAGUCAGCUCCCCUGUGACCCAGGCAAGCUCUUAAUCUCUGUGAUGAGAAAGAAGGGCUCAUACCUUUCAAGGGUCAUUGUGAGGAAUCGGAAGAAGCAGUAUUUUAUAGAGUAUUUUCUAACUGUUGAGUCUUCUGUCGAGUGCUUUGCAGAAGUAAAAUAUCUUGUUAGCUCCCCUGUGACCCAGGCAAGCUCUUAAUCUCUGUGAUGAGAAAGAAGGGCUCAUACCUUUCAAGGGUCCUUGUGAGGAAUCGGAAGAAGCAGUAUUUUAUAGAGUAUUUUCUAACUGCUGAGUCUUCUGUCUAGUGCUUUGCAGAAGUAAAAUAUCUUGUCAGCUCAGUGAUGUGGCUGCGCUCCUUUUAUAGGUAACAGAAAGACAUUAAGAGGUUUUCCUGCAGUCACUGCUGACAGAGCCAGGAUCUGAACGCAGGCAGCCUGGCUCCAGACCUUGUGCGCUUAACUUCUGUUUUGCAUCAAGAAUAGAGUCCUAUGAAAGGCCUGUACAGUGCUUCGUACCGAGAUAGCAGCAUCAAGGAGCAUUGUGUACAUGGAGAAGUGCACAGUACCUGGAUUGAAACUGCUCGUGUUCCAUUUCUGGUACCAUUCAUAACUGACUGUGUGAUCUCAAGACCUCUAAAAUGCAGACCUCCAGCUCUAGAUCUGUGCACCUGAGUGAAUGGCAGAAGAAUUACUUCGCAAUUACAUCUGGCAUAUGUACAGGACGGAAGGCAGACGCAUACCGUGCACAGAUACUACGCAUUCAGUAUGCAUGGGCAAACUCUGAGAUUUCCCAGGUCUGUGCUACCAAACUGUUCAAAAAAUAUGCAGAGAAAUAUUCUGCAAUUAUUGAUUCUGACAAUGUUGAAUCUGGCUUGAAUAAUUAUGCAGAAAACAUUUUAACUUUGGCAGGAUCUCAACAAACAGAUAGUGACAAGUGGCAGUCUGGAUUGUCAAUAAAUAAUGUUUUCAAAAUGAGUAGUGUACAGAAGAUGAUGCAAGCUGGCAAAAAAUUCAAAGACUCUCUGUUGGAACCUGCUCAUGCAUCAGUGGUAAUCCAUAAGGAGGCCACUGUCUUUGAUCUUCCUAAAUUUAGUGUUUGUGGUAGUUCUCAAGAGAGUGACCCAUUACCUAACUCAGCUCAUGAUCAAGAUAGGACCCAGGACUUCCCAGAGAACAAUCCUUUGAAACUCCUUCAGAGUGCCCAGCCACCUAUGGUGACUAACACUGCUAAGACUUGUCCUACAUUUUCAGCACCUGUAGGUGACUCAGCCACUGCAAAAUUCCAUGUCACACCGUUGUUUGGAAAUGUCAAAAAGGAAAAUCACAGCUCUCACAAAGAAAACAUAGGACUAAAUAUGUUCUUAUCUAAUCAGUCUUGUUUUCCUGCUGCCUGUGAGAAUCCACAAAGGAAGUCUUUUUAUGAUUCUGGCACCAUUGAUGCACUUUCCAACCCAAUACUAAAUAAGGCUUGUAGUAAAACAGAAGAUAAUGGCCCAAAGGAGGAUAGCAGCCUGCCUACAUUUAAAACGGCAAAAGAACAAUUAUGGGUAGAUCAGCAAAAAAAAUACCACCAACCUCAGCGUGCAUCAGGGUCUUCAUAUGGUGGUGUAAAAAAGUCUCUAGGAGCUAGUAGAUCCCGAGGAAUACUUGGAAAGUUUGUUCCUCCUAUACCCAAGCAAGAUGGGGGAGAGCAGAAUGGAGGAACGCAGUAUAAGCCUUAUGGGGCAGGGCCUACAGAACCAGCACAUCCAGUCGAUGAGCGUCUGAAGAACUUGGAGCCAAAGAUGAUUGAACUUAUUAUGAAUGAGAUUAUGGAUCAUGGACCUCCAGUAAAUUGGGAAGAUAUUGCAGGAGUAGAAUUUGCUAAAGCCACCAUAAAGGAAAUAGUUGUGUGGCCCAUGUUGAGGCCAGACAUCUUUACUGGUUUAAGGGGUCCCCCUAAAGGAAUUUUGCUCUUUGGUCCUCCUGGGACUGGUAAAACUCUAAUUGGCAAGUGCAUUGCUAGUCAGUCUGGGGCAACAUUCUUUAGCAUCUCUGCUUCAUCCUUAACUUCUAAAUGGGUAGGUGAGGGGGAGAAAAUGGUCCGUGCAUUGUUUGCUGUUGCAAGGUGUCAGCAACCGGCUGUGAUAUUUAUUGAUGAAAUUGAUUCCUUGUUAUCUCAAAGGGGAGAUGGUGAGCAUGAAUCUUCUAGAAGGAUAAAAACAGAAUUUUUAGUUCAGUUAGAUGGAGCAACGACAACUUCUGAAGAUCGUAUCCUAGUGGUGGGAGCAACAAAUCGGCCACAAGAAAUUGAUGAGGCUGCCCGGAGAAGAUUGGUGAAAAGGCUUUAUAUUCCCCUCCCAGAAGCUUCAGCCAGGAAACAAAUAGUAAUUAAUCUAAUGUCCAAAGAGCAGUGUUGCCUCAGUGAAGAAGAAAUCGAACAGGUUGUACAGCAGUCUGAUGGGUUCUCAGGAGCAGACAUGACACAGCUUUGCAGAGAGGCUUCUCUUGGUCCUAUUCGCAGUUUACAAACUGCUGACAUUGCUACCAUAACACCGGAUCAAGUUCGACCAAUAGCUUAUAUUGAUUUUGAAAAUGCUUUUAGGACUGUGCGACCUAGUGUUUCUCCAAAAGAUUUGGAGCUUUAUGAAAACUGGAACAAAACUUUUGGUUGUGGAAAGUAAAUGGGAUUCUUGGAAUCAAAAGAAGGCAUCUCUGUAGUACAGUCUUUUAUUUUUUAGCAUAGAAAGUUGGGGAUGUGUCAAUUGUGUUUUUUAGAAUAUAUUCUGAAUUCUGUACUUCAAAUAAUAAUAGCUCAGAUUUUACAACUGAUUGACAUAGUGUAUGGUUAAUGUAAGUUUUGCUUUCCAGUGAUUACCUGAUAUGUAAGCCUAUCUGAACAAAGUGAGAAUGAACUUUUGUUUCUAGGAAGUCUUUCUCUUGAAGCUAUAUAACAUGAAAAGUGAGCUCAAAUUUUUUUUAGUUGAAGAUUACAUAUAAAGUUGUAUCUGAUUAAUAUCCAUCUUUUAUUGAAGAAAGUGCCUUCUGAUGGCCACAUAAUUCUUAAUGUCGGCUAGUAUAAUGGUUUACAUUUGGACAAAGUAUUGCUUAAUGUUAUUUGAGUAGAUUUAAGAUCUCACUAAAAGCUAAAGUGCCAAUUUUUACUUUCUUCAGCCAAUUUGUUACCUCUUUUAUGGUUGUUAAUUUUUAUUGGGACUAACAUUUUCAGAAAUAAUAUGGUGUGAUCUAGUAUUAGAGAUAUGUUCACAGAACUGAAAGCUUAGUUAAGAAUGUUGGUUACUUUCAGGGAGGCGUGUGAUAUUUAACAUUGAUAUUUUAUUUGACACUACAGCCUGUAAUACUACUGUCUUUCAAAAAUAAGUGUUUUCAGAUUUUUAUAACAGACCCAUUUUGUUUUAUGAAACAUGUUUAUUACCAUGAAGCAUGUUCAUUACAGAAAUAUGAGAAAAUAGAGAUAAAUAAAAAAUAAAAAUCACUGUUAUCCUACCACUUUGCAGGACACACUAUUAAUAUUUAAGCAUAGAUUUUUCCAGAUGUUUUGUUUUAUAUAGCAGUAGGAUUGUAUAAUGUAUUCUCUCUUGUAGCCUGCUCUUUAAAGCAUAUCUUUACUUUCCAUGUUGACAUAAAUGUCCUUUUAUGAUUGUCUAGGAUUCCAUGGAUGGAUGGACUAUAAUUGAGUCAUCUGGUAGAGUGCAUAUAGGACAGGACACUAGGUUGUUUAUCUUUUGUUUAUUGUAAAGGAACUAUGUGGGAUGCAUUUGGUGAUCCUUUUUAAAGAAAUGUAUAAAUUUCUUGAGUAAUUCUUGGAUUAAAGAAUAUGCACUUUUUAAUGCUUUUGGCUUGCAUUCUAAAUUGUCCUCUUGAAAAAGUAGUUCCUGUGUAAAACUCCAUCUGCACUGAGUCAGAGCUGUGGCAGCAUUGGGGAGGAUGCAGUUUUGGUAUUUGUUGGCAUUCUUUUUGCAUUUAUUCAAAAAAACUGAAGGUACUAAAGGUAGAGCAAUGAACAACACAAAUAUCCUUGGUCUCAUGGAGGUUACAUUUAAGUUCUAAUGUUUUCUCUUGUGAACAGUGCAAUUUGAAAUGACAAAUUGAAACACUUAGUUGUUGAAUUUAGACAGUUUGUAUAUGUAUAGUUUAAAUUUUUAUCCUUGGUUUGCCUUCUGUUUUUAUGUUAAAAGAUUGUUGUUGCAAUUUUUAGUUUUUCCCUUUGUAAUAUGUGAUUGUCUUUCAUUAGAAUUCGUUUUUUGUUUUGUUUUGGUUAUUUUGAGACAGAGUCUCGCUGUGUUGCCUAGGCUGGAGUGCAGUGGUGUGAUCUUGGCUCACUGCAACCUCUGUCUCCUGGGUUCCAGUGAUUCUUGUGCCUCAGUCUCCCUUGUAGCUGAGACCACAGGUGUGCACCACCACGCCCAGCUAAUUUUUGUAUUUUUAAUAGAAAUGGGGUUUCACCAUGUUGCCGAGGCUGCUCUCAAACUCCUGGCCUCAAACGAUCCACCCACCUCAGCCUCCCGAAGUGCUGGGAUUACAGGCAUGAGCCACCAUGCCUGGCCUUUAUUAUUAGAAUUUGAAUGUUAAACUUCUUGUCUUCAGUUCUUAGUUAUAUCUUUUAACAUCCUAAAACAUUUCACAAUAUUCAUUACUGUCUUUAUCUCUUUCUAUUUAUAUAAACAGCACUAUAACCUUGGGUUCUUUGGUAUUGAUGUCAAGGAAUUCUCUAGUUUUUCUUUCCUGCAGAUCACUCCCACCUUCUUGGGUCUUAAAAUUACUAUAGCUAUUUAGAUUUGUCAGCAUUUGCCCUCUAGCUGUUAAUGUUUUAUUUAGCUCUGUAAUUUGGUCUUAAUAUUUAUUACCAGUUUUUUUCAGUUACAGCUUCUGCCAGCCCUGACUUUAAGCCCCCUUGACCACCAACCACAGGGCCACUUCUUUCUAUGGAGUUUAGAAAUUGUGACAAGGAGAGAAAGUCUAGUUGGUUUAGCUCAUCUUGGAUUAGCAGAGCCCAUGUCUCUGGUUAGCUCAAGAAAUGGCCCUUCCUGAAUUAAGGUCUACUCUGUUAAAUAAGAAUCUUAACCUGAAAGGAAUAGUCAGGAUAUUUUAAAGCUGGAAAGAAAAUUUGAGCUGGGAAGUCAACUGUUGUUUCUAUGGUAUACCACAGAGAAGAAUUUGUCUCAACACUUUGCGAUUUUGAGUGUUUCUGAAGCAGCUGGGUAGGAAGCUUACUGAAACUAGGAUUUCUUACUCUCGCCAUAUGUGAUUGUCUUCAUUGAUUGUAAUAAUCUUGGAUUAAAUUCUUUUGAGUGUGGCACUGCCCUGUCUUUAGCCAUUGCUUCAGAAACAUGAAUGCUAGCCUGAUAUUUAAUGUCUUUAAAAAUUACAUUCCCUUAGUAGAAAUACACAUUUUAACAAACUUGUCACUUGGUUAUGGUAUUAAUGCUUAACAAUUUUGAUAUGAAUAUGGUAAUUCUAAUUUAUAAUUUCAGGCCUUCUUAAAUCUUUUUAUUAUACAUCUAAUAAUAUAUGAUCCUUUUGAUAUGUAUUCAUUCUGUGGUAAAUUUCUAAUUUUUCUGAAAUUUUAACUCAUUUUCUCAAUUUUAAAACAUUUCUUAGGUCUGCCUUUCAUAUUGACAAGCUGAUCUUGAUGGAAUCAUAGUCUAAAGAUCGUGGACUGUGGAGCCAAAUAGACCUGUUGAAUUCUGGCUCUGUUAUUUACUGGUGACUGUUGGUUACUUAAUUAUUCAAUCUCAAUUCUAAAGUGCGAAUAGUUUAUAUCUGUCUUGUUGGAGAGUGAGGAUUAAAUAGUAAAAGACAGAUUUAAAAGGCCUGGUUCAUGUUUUAUGAUUGUGCAUCUUCUUUGAAUCUGCCUUGAUUUUGCUCUUGUUGCUGUGAAGGAUCUUUUCAACUAUUUUGUGUGGUUGUCCUAGCUCAUUCUGCUUAGUGUUUGUGGUAUUUGCAUCAUAUUAUUAGAGAUCAUAGAUCAUAUGCCAUCUAUCUUUAGUUUUGUGGAAAAAUUCUAAUUCUAAAGAAAUAUCUCUUAGUUAUGUUUCUCCUUUUCUACACUUUAGAAUUUUUUUAAAGGUCUGUCCCAGAUUAUUAUUUUUCUCUGCUCAUGCUUGUAUGUUAUUUAUUGGUCUCCAUUGUUAUUUCCCAGUGGUUUUUUUUUUUUUUUUUUUUUUUUUAAGGGACACUUUACAGUCCACCUUUAGGGAUCUGAAUAAAAGAAAGGAUUCUAUCAAGGUCCAUGGCAAAAGGACAGGUUGGAUAAAGAUAGCAUCUUUUAACUUCCUUCUUAUAUUCCUUGUUCUUGACCUCAGUUCGGGAGUUGGUGGUGAGGGAGCACAUUUUAAACAGUUUAAGCAGGUGGGACCAUCUUGAAGGUUUGGCCCAGCAGCCUGGGUGAAUGGAGGGAGUCUUGGGAGAAUAGAUAAGAUGCAGUCACCACUUUUAACUCUUGCCCUUAAAAAAUACUUUUACAACACAGUUUAUAAUGGAAAGAGCAUUAAAAUGGACGUUAGAAAACUGCCAGUGAUUCUAACCUUAGACAAUUUGUACGAACUCCCUAAGAUCUGUUUUUUUUAGUGAUAAAAGGAAAUUGUACUGGACAAUCCUUAAUGACACAUGCAGAUUUCUGUUAUCACUUACCAAAAAUUUAUGAAUUUGAGAAUUGCUUCUAGGGUAUCAGGUGCUGGGUACUGGGAGGCACAAAACAAAGUAUAGUCAGGUAAGGGCUAACUUUAUUACUAAUUUGGCUCAUUAUAAAAGCAAUGGGAAAACAUCAAGACAGGGCUUUAUUAAGGAGUUAAGUCAGCAUAAUGGACCACUUAAUAAACCACUUAAGAAAAGGGAAAAAGGAAGUCCACAUAAGGUGGCAUUUUAUAAAGGCAACAUGCUCUGGUUAAGGACACUUGGGCCAUUGGUGUUUUGUGACAGCUGGGCUCAGGCAUCUCAACAAGCAGUGGUGUGCCUGCUGACCAGCAGGGCCUGCCAUGGCCAGUGAAGCCCAGCUAUUAGAGCUCUCUCAAUCCAUUUCUGCUCAGAAAUGUAGAGAUGGCAGGGAAAACGUAGCUAAGUCCCAGGUUCCUUGGAUAUGGCCAGGGCAAGCACUCCCAUACUACAACAACCUGUGCAGUCAGUGAGUCCAGAGCAGAGGCCUUGUCUCCUCCUUUGCUCACCUUCAACCACUGUCCUUGACUGUCAGGCCCCGGUUCUCAUCCCCAGGUGUGAUGAAGCCAUGCGGUCCCAGAGAGGGAGCCAUCCACUUGGUAGUCCCAUGCUUUAGUGUCAGAGUUGCACCUUACCUUUGUAUCCAAGAAAUGCAUGCAGCUCAACUUUCCCUUAAAAGGCUUCUAGGAAAAAACUACCCCAGCAUUUUUUUUCCCCUAGAAGAAUAUAUUAGCUUAAUAAGAAAAGGUAUAGUAUCAAACUUUUCAUUUAAAAUAGUGGCCUAAGCCACAAAUUUACCUUUCCUGCCCAUAUGUGCAAAAUUUUCAUUGAAAUGAAAAAAUACACACUAAGAAUAAAUCCAGUGUGAUGUUGGAAAAAAGAAGGUUACCAUUUUCAAAUAUGACAGGUGUUUCUGGAGGUCACAAGGCAAAUGGUAUUGGGUUGUUGGAAUCGCUGAGCUAAAUAAUGGCUGUGAAAACGCCAGCUGAGAUUGGUUAUUUCAGAAGUGACUGGGCUGUACCCCUAGCUUAAGCAGCAAAAUAGGCUGUGGGCCAGUGGUCUGGUAUCUGAUAGGAUUGCCAAGACAAGCCUUGCAGAGCUCAUGCCCCACUGUUCUUAUGGAGCCACUGGGAAGUGGAGUUCCCUAAAUCAGGGGGAGUCAUUUACAGUCGCCUGGCUUUUGUGGGCCCUGCAGCCAGAGAAGUGAGUCAGGGUGGCAGGUACUUGGUUGCCACGUUAGACAGAAGCACAAGUAUUUGAUGAAGCAGUGGAACUUCUUGAUGUAACUAACUCCUGUCUCGGUAACUUUUUACCUACCUCCACAUUUUUUUAAGGGUCGACCCCCAUUUCCUACAGUUUCUCUAUAUCCUUGCCACUGACACAUGCAAGCUUACGCCAAGACAUAAAGGAGGUCAUGCUGAUGCCACAGUUAACACAUCUCUAUCCACAGCUGGGCAAUAUGAAAGACAAUUGCUAAGGAAGCUUUCCCCUGUCAGGAUACUGAUCACUUUAAAGUAUAACUUAACAUUACCUCCCCUUGUAAAAAUCUUCCAAUAGAUUCCCAUCUAAAUGAAAAUAAAAUCCAAAUUCCUUCCUAGAGCCAAAUAUUAUUUUUCUUCACUCUCCUUACUUUGCUUCAUCCCACUGGAUCUUAAGGUGCAACAAACAUGUUUCUCAUAUAGGAAGUGUGGUAGGCAGAAUUCUGAAGAUGUUCGUUCCUCCAAGAGACCCAUCCUCUGCCUAUUCAGUCAAAUCUAGGCACUGCUGGGAAGGGACUUUGCAGAGGUAAUGCGGUUACAGACCUUCAGAUAGGGAGGUUAUCUUGAAUUAUUUGUGUGGGGCCAAUCUAAUUUCGUAAGUCCUUAAAAGCAGAGAAUGUUCUCGGACUGGUUAGAGAAGAGGAGGGCUGAAGAGGCAGAAGAAAGAUGUGGCAGAGAGGACGUCCAAGAUUCCAAGCAUGAAAAGGAUUUUCUCUGAAGUUGCAGCUCCGUGAAGCAGGAGCCUAUGUGCAAGGGCUGGAGAGAAGUCUCUAGGAGCUGACAGGAGUCUCCAGACAAUAGCCAACAAAAACCAGAGGUGUCAGUCCUACAACUGCAUAGAAGGGAAUUCUGCCAGCAACCUAAAUGAGCCAGGAAGCCUCACCCAGUUGAGAAUGCAGACCGGCUGACACCUUGAUUUCAGUCUUUACAGGACUCAGAGCAGAGAAACUGGUAGAGACUCCCAGACUUCUGAUGUACAGAACUGUGGGGUCAUAGUGGUGUGGUUCUAAGCUCUAAGUUUAUGAUAGUUUGUUGUAGCAGCAAUGUGGGGUAGGGAACAUUACACUGUCUGUUCUUUGAGUGUGGAAAGCUCUUACAGCUGCUUCUUCAAGUUAGUAAAAUAUAAUUUCUCCAGCAAGGCCUUCUUUGACCACUGUGAGAUAGCCUCCACUAACUUGCAACACAUGCAUGCCAUCACUAUCAUAUUAUCCUACAUUUUUUAUUGGUAAGUGUUACUAACUGAAAAUACUUAUGCUUACUGUCUUUGUCUCUAAUCCUAUAUCACACCCAUUAGAAAGUUCUUUACAGCUAGGGACUGUGUACUUCACAACCAUGCAAGAUUCAUGAGACUUUUGAAAAACCCAACAUCAUGAGAGGCACCCAGAGAAGCAGCAGAGUGAUUCCCAUCAAAGAAAACCAUUGGUUCAGGAGACUAGAGCUUUAGAAAGUCUUGAUCCCAGAAGACAUGAUAGCCACCAAAUUAAAAUAGGCAGCUAUUGUAUUAGUAUAUUGUUGCAUAACAAUAUCACCACAAACUUAGUGACUUUAAACGACACACAUUAAUGACCUUGUAGUUUCUGUGGGUCAGGCUUAGCUGGGUCCUCUGCUUCAGGGGCCCACAGGGCUGCAAUGAAGGUGUUGGUCAGGGCCGUGGUCUCAUCUGAGGCUUGUUGGGGAAGGAUCCACUUCUCAGCUCAAGUGGUGGUUGGGCAACAUUCAGUUCCUUACAGAUGGCUGGACAGAGGGCCUCAGUUCUUGCCAUCUGUUGGCUGAAGGUUGCCCUCAGUUGCUUGCCAUGUAGGCAUUCCAACAUGGCUGCUUGCUUCCUCAAGGCUGGCAGGGGAGAGAGCCUUUCCAGCAGCAUAGAUGUUAUUAUCUUCUGUAAUGUAAUCACACAGGCAACACUUUGUCACCUUUGCUGUAUUCUGUAGGGUGGGAGCAAGACACAGGUCCUUCCCACUCUUAGGGAAGGGUAUUACAAAUGACAACUACCAGGAAGUAGGGAUCAUGGAGCCUGCUUCAGAAUCUAUCACACCUAUGAAAUAAAGGCCCAGGAAACAGAAGAAUUCUAAUGGUUAAAAUAAAAAUCUUAGUGGAAGAACUGAAUUUUUUAAAAUGGAAAGGGCUGAAACAAGAUAGUUAAAAGGAAGAAUAAGCUGUGGAAUUAUUUUACAAUCUUCAGCAGACAGAGCUAGAGUGAGGAGUUAAGUAGUAUGUCAGAUUCCAGGAAAUUAAUAUCCAUAUAAUGGGGAAUCUAUAGAAGUAAAAAAGAGAGAGGUAGAUGAUAAUUACAUUAUUAAGAGCAGAGCAGAUAAUUCUUCUGAGUGAAAUACAUAGUUCAUAUCAAAAACACCUACUGAGUGUGUGGUGUUAUGAUAUAUAUAUAUAUAGGUUUUUCAUCCAGGAUUCUUUGGCUUAUAACUCCCACAGCCCUUAUAUAUUCUUAUUAUAACGGAUGUGUUAGGCCUCAGGUAGACCUCUGGUGUUCUGCCCUCCUUCCACUCUGAUGUUCUCCCACCUUUCUGAUUGUGGGUCUUAAGACUCUCAUAAUACCUCAAGAGGACAGGGUUCAGAGAGCUUCCCAAUAGCUGAACAUGUGGAGGUUCCUGGAGAGUGGUGUGCCCAGGGAGGGCGUGGAAGCUCCAAGCCCCUUCCCCCAUACUUCCCCCUAGCGUUUCUUCAUCUGUAUUUUUUCCAGUAUAGAGCAAUAAACUGGUGAACCAAGUGUUUUCCUGA
Molecule: messenger RNA, 10877 nt
Organism: Macaca mulatta (Rhesus monkey)
Lineage: Eukaryota; Metazoa; Chordata; Mammalia; Primates; Cercopithecidae
Source: RefSeq, a predicted model, not a curated record